This is a messenger RNA of Aspergillus homomorphus CBS 101889, 2370 nucleotides long. RefSeq names its product bifunctional aminopeptidase/epoxide hydrolase. Gene Ontology annotation, cellular component: cytosol. Gene Ontology annotation, biological process: proteolysis. NCBI's taxonomy places the organism in Eukaryota, Fungi, Ascomycota, Eurotiomycetes, Eurotiales, Aspergillaceae. Gene Ontology annotation, molecular function: metallopeptidase activity; epoxide hydrolase activity; aminopeptidase activity. The transcript has 10 exons. Bases 230 to 2083 code for a protein of 617 amino acids. The record is from RefSeq and is a predicted model, not a curated record.
CCUGUAGUGGACUACCGCAGCAUCACCGGAGGGGCAGGCACACUGUGUAAGACAUAUUUCUUUUAGUGUUAUUUUUAAUCUGGUUAUGCACGGCGCUUCUCUGGCCCUAUUCUGGCGAACAAGCUUUUCGCGGGGUACAAUUCGCACAUCUCCAUCUACUACCGGCUUCAGACCCCUCAUCCGCAUAUCUUGGACUGCUCAAUUUUCUCGCGCCUCCACUCGUAGUAGCAUGGCGACUGCCGUUAAUGCCGCAAGGGAUCCCAACACCCUCAGCAAUUACAACGACUGGCGUUGCACCCACAUUACCGCCAAUUUUGACAUACUCUUUCGUGAAAAAAAGCUUGUGGGCAGCGUCCUUCAGACAUUCAAGUCAGCCACCGAUGGCGAGUCCCACGAGAUUGUCUUGGACUCGAAUCAUGUGGAUAUCAGUAGUGUCAAUCUUGAUGGCAGGCCUUUGAGCUGGGAGCUUCUUCCGCCUUGCGACCCAUACGGCAGUGCACUGAAGAUCAAGCUUGACCGGAGCGUGAAAAAGAAUGAGAUGAUUGUGAUCGAGAUCGCUCUUCAGACCACUCAGAAAUGCACUGCCCUCCAGUGGCUGACUCCGGCCCAAACCUCGAACAAAAAGCAUCCGUACAUGUUUUCUCAAUGCCAGGCUAUUCACGCUCGCUCUAUAUUUCCAUGUCAAGAUACGCCUGACGUCAAGUGUACUAUUGACUUCAACAUCUCGUCACCAUUGCCUGUGAUCGCGAGUGGUCUGCCCGUCCGUGAUUCGUUGGAAACGCCCCUUCCUAACGAAAAUACACUGUACCGGUUUCACCAGCGAGUGCCAAUUCCAAGCUAUCUUUUCGCUCUGGCUAGCGGCGAUAUCUCCGAGGCAGGCAUUGGCCCCCGAAGUGUUGUUGCUACCAGUCCAGACCAGCUCGGUGAAUGCCAAUGGGAGCUCGAAGCCGAUACGGAGAAGUUCAUUGAAGCAAUAGAGAAAAUUGUCUACCCAUACGCUUGGGGCAAAUACAAUGUUUUGAUUCUCCCGCCAAGCUUUCCUUACGGGGGAAUGGAAAACCCGAUCUUCACUUUUGCCACACCCAGUAUUAUCUCCAAGGACAGGGAAAACAUUGAUGUCAUUGCCCAUGAGCUUGCGCAUAGCUGGAGUGGAAAUCUUGUCACUAAUGCUUCAUGGGAGCAUUUCUGGCUCAACGAGGGCUGGACCACUUAUUUAGAAAGGCGGAUCCUUGCUGCGGUCCAUGGCGAGCCGUAUCGGCACUUCUCCGCUAUCAUAGGUUGGAAAGCGCUCACAGACUCCGUGGAGCAUUUUGGACAUGACCAUGAAUUCACCAAGCUCGUCACCGAUCUAAAAGGAAAAGAUCCUGAUGAUGCGUUCUCCAGCAUCCCAUACGAGAAGGGAUUCAACUUUCUGUUUUACUUGGAAAAUCUGGUUGGAAAGCAUAAGUUUGACCAGUUCAUCCCCCAUUACUUCACACUUUUCAAGGAAAAAUCUCUGGAUUCCUUUGAGUUCAAAGCGGCUAUGCUAGAGUUUUUCCAGUCUGACACCCAGGCUUCCAAGCUAUUGAAAGAUCUUGACUGGGAUAAAUGGUUUUAUGCCCCGGGCUUGCCUCCCAAGCCGGAGUUCGAUACAUCGCUUGUUGAUGUUGUCUAUAGCCUCUCGAAAAAGUGGAGCACCCUUCCCAGCUCCACUUUCAACCCGCAGCCAAGCGAUAUCAAGGACUUGACAGCCAACCAAAUCGUUGUCUUCUUAGAACAAGUCCUUCUUUUUGAGAACCCACUGACACCGGAGCUGUCGAGGCUCAUGGGGGACGUGUAUGGCUUUGCGAAGAGCGAAAACAUAGAAGUCGCCAACCUGUAUCUUCAAGUUGGUUUGAAAGCUGGUGACAGCACUGUCCUUGGGCCGACAACACGAUUGCUUGGUAGGAUCGGUAGGAUGAAAUUCGUGAGACCUUUGUAUCGAAGCUUGCAGAAAGUCGAUCGUGCAGUCGCUAUUGAGACCUUCGAGCAAAACAAGGACUUCUAUCAUCCCAUCUGCCGCGCCAUGGUCGAGAAAGACUUGUUUGGGAAGAAAGAUGCGUGAUAUAUCUGCCGCCACCUUGGCAUCAUGCUUCUAGACACCUUAAGGGCCCGCGAUUGACUGAACAUGCCGGUGGAUCCUCAUCCUCUUACAUAUUACAAUAUAUUCCCACCCCUACGUUGUGAAAACCUUGACUGUAAUUCUGAGGAAGGAAUGUUUACUAUGUAUAUAACUGGGUGCAAAAUGGCCUGUGACCAAAAGUUCGAUUGACCAACUCCAAUCAGUACUGUUGAAGAUUCUUUCUUUCUCUUUUCUUUUCUGGUCUUUUUCCCCCUCCGCUUUCGAAAUCU